AUGUUUUCAGCAAUCAGCAACAUCCCCCUCGCCCUACCACACCUGGGCUUCCCCUUCAAAAAAUCAUCAUCUCCAUCCUCAUCAUCGUCCUCAACAACCCCACAAAAUCAAGCAAUCAAGAUUCCCCGCGUCCAAGUCCACGACGUCGAAAUCACAAGCGACAAACGCGGCCGACGCCUCAAACACCUCCUCAAACUCAACCACGCCACAUUUUCCAUCUUAUACAACCGCCUCCGCUUCCACAACCACACACCCCACAUUUUAGGAUCUGCCUAUCUCCUAGGAGGAACGGCCGACCAUUUAACGGCCAUCUAUGAGGACGCCGCAACCAACGAAGGCCACGAACACUGGACCGAAUCGCCCUCCGAGAUCGCCGAACACGACUACCGCGACUUUCUUGGAAGACGGGAAUUUCAACGCGCAUUCGUGGAUUUCUUCGAAGACGAACUAGUUCAGCAUGGCUACGAUUGGAAAGACGUGGUGGCAAAAUUUCUGUUUGAACGCGGAGACCCGCAAAAGACGAAAAACGUCGAGCCGAUUUUCAAUUGUUUGACGGCGGGUUUGGGGCAUCCGUUGAUUCAUUUGGGGUAUGCUUAUGAAUUGAAUAGUCGCGAAGUCGCGAUGGAGGCUUUGGGGUUGGCGGCGACUUGUUAUGAUGGGAAAUUGGCGGAAAUGUUCGAAAGUAAAUCGCCAAAGACUGACGUCGCCGUUGAUGGUGGAAAGACCACCGAUGAUUUAUUUGAGUUGUUCAGUCGCGUCCACAACGACACCCGUCUCGACUCUGCAUUCGACCAUUUCGGCGGCGACAAUUUAUCUCAUUUACUUGCCGACCCUAAACUCACGUCGAUCCUGCUCGAGCACUGGCACUCGUGGAAGAUUGACAAUGCGACACGGGCAUUCGAACAGUCCCAGGCCCUCGCGACGGCAUUACUAAUUUCUACAAGUUCACACCCUAGUAUCGGUGGGCACGGCUACGAUUUUUUCAUUGUGCAUUUGUUGACGACGUCGCAUGCGGUGAGGAUUUUGAUUUCAUUUCUGGAUGCUAGGUAUCAUGUGCCCUUGGUGAGAGAGUGGUUGUUGAUCACUUUGGCGAUUUAUAUCGCGCAGUUGAGGCCGGAGAUUAACAGGAAAUUUGUGACCGAAUAUGAGUUGCAGGGAAGGGAUUGGGAUAAUUUUGUUGUUCCGGCGGCUGUGCAGGGGAAACAUAAAUUUGAUGCGCAUUUUGUCAAGGCUUGUCGAGCCAUGAAAGAGGCUGAGAAGAUUUGGGGUGCUGGUGGUGAUGAAAAUGAGUAUGGGAAGGACUACUGGCUUAAAGCUGCUGUUCGCUUUGCUACCGAGUUUGAUGGAUGGGGUGGAUUUGGGCCGGCUGAUGAAGUUGAGGUGAGGGAGUUGCGGGAGCAGAAGCAAGAGCAGCAGCAGCAGGAGGACGAGCGAAAGAGGCAGUCCCAGGCUACGGGUUAA
Exophiala dermatitidis NIH/UT8656 is the source of this 1461-nucleotide messenger RNA. RefSeq lists its product as uncharacterized. The transcript has a single exon. Gene Ontology annotation, molecular function: oxidoreductase activity. Bases 1 to 1461 code for a protein of 486 amino acids. Gene Ontology annotation, biological process: regulation of apoptotic process. The record is from RefSeq and is a predicted model, not a curated record. NCBI's taxonomy places the organism in Eukaryota, Fungi, Ascomycota, Eurotiomycetes, Chaetothyriales, Herpotrichiellaceae.